This is a messenger RNA of Chrysemys picta bellii (western painted turtle), 6634 nucleotides long. The record is from RefSeq and is a predicted model, not a curated record. Lineage: Eukaryota; Metazoa; Chordata; Testudines; Emydidae.
UGGCUCUCGCUGCAGGGUUAUUGGCAGACGGCUGAGAUCUCCCCCAGCGGGUUCCCACGCCGGCCGUGGCACUGCGAGAACCUGGCAGACCCCUUCCCCGUGCCGUACACCCUGGCGGAGGAGGGGGACCUGACCGAGCCCCCCUUUGAUCAAGGAUCCCCCCUGGCCCCGGAGCCGCCAGCCCUCGCCGACAUCCGCAACUACCAGCAGCAGCCCGGCGAGCCUGAGUUCCCCGCCCCGGGCGCCCUGGAGGAGAGGGUGCAGCAGCUGGAGGAGCUGGUGGAUGGAUUCGGGGCCAUGCUGGACAUGGUCAAAGCGCAGAGCUCGGAGCUGCUGGCCCGCGUGAAGUCCCUGGAGAGCUGCGAGUGCCGGAGGCCGGCGUGCGUGUGGGAGGGGACGCAACGCGAGGACGGAGCCACCUGGGACAAGGACGACUGCACCACCUGCAUCUGCCUGCAGGGGGAGGUGCGGUGCUCGGCGCGCCAGGACCGCCCCCAGUGCCUAGGCUGUGAGUACGACGGGCAGCGGUACCAGGACAGAGACGUCUUCCUGGCGCCAUCCAAUUCCUGCAUGAACUGCUCCUGCUUGGACGGGAACGUCCAGUGCUUCCGACUCGUCUGCCCGCAGCUCCACUGCGCCACCCAGGAGGAGGUGCCCGGGGCUUGCUGCCCCCGCUGCCAGGGCUGUGUGGAUGGAGCCGCCCGGCGGGAGCACGGUGAGGAGUGGGCGCCGCGUGCAGACCCCUGCCAGAGCUGCCGGUGCUUGGAUGGCCGCGCCGUGUGCAGGAAGAGGCAAUGUGCUAGGCUGUGCCGCCACCCUGCCAGCCCCCGGCCGGGCACCUGCUGCCCCGUCUGCGACGGCUGCUCGCUGGAUGGCCGGGAGUUUGCCAGCGGGGAGCCGGUGCCCAGCGGGGAGCCCUGCACCCAGUGCGCCUGCUUGAGCGGGAACGUGUUGUGCAAACCCACCGGCUGCCCGGCUGCCCCCUGCUCGGAGCCCAUCCGGAGACCUGGCGAAUGCUGCCCGCGGUGCCAGGACUGCCUCUACGACGCCCAGCCCGUCCCGCACGGCGCCGUCUUCACCCCCCCGCAGGAGCCCUGCCUCCACUGCCGCUGCCAGGCCGGGGAGGUGUCGUGUGAGCACCUGGAGCAGAGCUGCCCACCCGCGCCCUGCAGUCACCCGGGCACCGCCCAGGGCCAGUGCUGCCCGGCCUGCCACACGUGUGAGUACGAGGGGCACCUGUACCGGCACGGAGAGACCUUCACGCCCCCGGGCCACGGGCCCUGCGUGCGGUGCACCUGCUCGGCUGGGCACGUGCAGUGCCAGGAAGAGGGGUGCCCCCCCGUGCCCUGCGCCCAGCCCAUCCGGGACCCCCAACGCUGCUGCCCCGUCUGCAAAGUGUGCGUGCUGGCCGGGGAGGAGUUCGAGGAGGGGGCGCAGUGGGAGCCAGACGGGGACCCCUGCACCACCUGUACCUGCCUCGCUGGAGAGCCCGUCUGCGGGGCUCCACCGUGCCCGCCCAUCGCCUGCCAGCACCCCGCCCGGCUGAGCGGGGACUGCUGCCCGACCUGUGCCCAGUGCGCCUACCACCAGCACGUCUACGCCAACGGGCAGGCCUUCGCCGACCCUCACAGCCCUUGCCAGCGCUGCCAGUGCACGGCCGGGACCGUGCAGUGCUCGCCUGUCGCCUGCCCCCCGCCCAGCUGCCCCCGCCCGGAGAGGCAGCCCGGCCAGUGCUGCCCCACGUGUCCGGGCUGCAGUGUGGAGGGGGCCGCGGUGGCGACGGGCGAGCGGUUCCCCAGCCCGCGGGACCCCUGCCAGCUGUGCAUCUGCACCGACGGGGUCGUCAGCUGCUCCUCCCGCGACUGCCCUGGUGCCCUGUGCGCCCGCCCCCUGCCCGGCUCCUGCUGCCAGAACAACUGCAAUGGACUCCUGGGUUCUCUCCCCGGCGGUGCCUGGCUGGCUCUGACCUGCAUCUCUCCCCUGCAGAACGGCAAUGUUCAGUGUCUGUCACGGCGCUGCCCCCCCCUGCUCUGCGCGGAGCCCAUCCUGGUGCCCGGCGGGUGCUGCCCCCAGUGCCCAGAGCCCCCGGCUGGCUGCCUCUACGCGGGCGUCUCCUACCAGCACACGCAGCGAUUCUACGACCCCUCGGACUCCUGCCGCCACUGCAUCUGUGCCAACGGGACCGUCACCUGCCAGCGCCAGCCUUGUGCCCCCGUUCUCUGCACCCACCCCCUGCGGCAGGACUGCUGCCGCUCCUGUGAUGGCUGCCUGUACCAGGGGAAGGAGCUGCCCAACGGAGAGCAGUUCCCGGACCCCGCGGAGCCGUGCCGCAUCUGCACCUGCUGGGAGGGCAGCGUCUCCUGCCAGCCCAGGGCCUGCCCGCUGCUCCAGUGCCCCUUCCCUGCCCGGGGGCCAUGCUGCCAGGUCUGCGAAGGCUGCGAGUACCUGGGCGAGGGUUACCUCGAUGGCCAGGAGUUCCCAGACCCCCAGGACGCCUGCGGCCGCUGCGCCUGCCUCCGCGGCUUCGUCACCUGCACCAAGACGCCCUGCGAGCCGCCAGGCUGUCGCCACCCCACCAGUCCCCCCGGCAAGUGCUGCCCCGUGUGCCAGGCCCUCUGCACCCACCCCCUGCGGCGGGACUGCUGCCGCUCCUGCGACUCGUACCCCCCGAGCCCCCCGCUAGGCCCCCUGAACCCCCUGCUGGGCUCCCCGAGUCCCCCGUGGGGGCCCCCAGCCCUCUGCGCCCACCCCUGCGGCGGGACUGCUGCUACUCCUGUGACGGUACCCCCCAAGUCUCCUGCUGGGCCCCCCAAGUCCCCUACAUCCCCGUGCUCUGCUCCCCCUUGCAGCAGGAGAGCUGCCUCCUACAACAGGAACACCUCCCGACGGCCCCUGCCCCACGUCUCUGCUCCUGUCCCGCUCUCGUGCCCAGUGCCAUCGCCCGCUCUGCCCCCAGGCUGCCUGUACCAGGGGAAGGAGCUGCCCAACGGGGAGCAGUUCCCGGACCCCGCGGAGCCGUGCCGCGUCUGCACCUGCUGGGAGGGCAGCGUCUCCUGCCAGCCCAGGGCCUGCCCGCUGCUCCAGUGCCCCUUCCCUGCCCGGGGGCCGUGCUGCCAGGUCUGCGAAGGCUGCGAGUACCUGGGCGAGGGUUACCUCAAUGGCCAGGAGUUCCUAGACCCCCAGGACACCUGCGGCCGCUGUGCCUGCCUCCGCGGCUUCGUCACCUGCACCAAGACGCCCUGCGACCCGCCAGGCUGUCGCCACCCCACCAGUCCCCCCGGCAAGUGCUGCCCCGUGUGCCAGGGCUGCCACUUCCAGGGUCAGGACCUCGCGGACGGAGAGACCUUCCCGGCCCCCGGCGGGCGCUGCGAGCAGUGUCGCUGCCUGCAGGGAGAGGUGUCCUGCGGGCCCCUGUCCUGCCCUGGGGUGAAGUGCCCCCACCCAGCUGUGGGCCCCUGCGACUGCCCCGUGUGUGACGGCUGCAGCUUCCAUGGGCGAGCGUGCAGCAACGGAGACCGCUUCCCCGACCCCCAUGACGCCUGCCGCCUCUGCUCCUGCCUGGAUGGCAGCGUGACGUGUGUGCCCGUGCCGUGCUCCCCCGCCCCCUGCCGGAACCCUGUCAACCUGCCCGGCCAGUGCUGCCCCCAGUGCUCCGGCGCCUGCCGCUACCAGGGCCACCUCUACGAGAGCGGGACCACCUUCCGCCCCCCAGCGGGGGACCCCUGCUCCACCUGCACCUGCCUGGACGAAGCAGUGACGUGCCAGCGCGAGCCCUGCCUGCAGCAAUGCACCCACCCCGUGCCGCCCGCCGCCCCCUCCUGCUGCCCCGACUGCAACCGCUGCCUCUUCGAGGGCCAGGAGCUCGCCAGCCGCCAGGCCGUCACCCCGCCCUCGGACCCCUGCCAGCGCUGCCGCUGCCUGCAUGGCAACGUGCUCUGCGCCCCCGUCCUGUGCCCCCAGGUCGCCUGUGCCAGCCCCGUCCGGCGCCCGGGCCACUGCUGCCCUGAGUGUCCAGUGUGCCGGCACGGGGGGCAGGAGUAUCCCGAGGGCUCGCACUGGCCGUCCCCGACGGACCCCUGCCAGCGGUGCUCCUGUGCGGGCGGGGACGUGCUCUGCGUGAAGGCCCCGUGCCCCCCGCUGACGUGCACCCACCAAGUGAUAGAGCCCGGGGACUGCUGCCCCCGCUGCAAAGGCUGCAUGUACGACGGGCAGGAGCACGCCAACGGCACCAGCUGGUUCUCCUCCCCCUGCGUGUCCUGCCUGUGCACCCACGGCAUCGCCACCUGCGCCCAGAUCCGCUGCCUCGGCUCCUGCCUCCGCCCCGUCCAGGUGCCCGGGGAAUGCUGCCCACUGUGUGCAGGUGCGAGGGCGGGCGCGGCUCUGCCAGGCCCACACAGGGACGGGGAGGGGGCACAGGGGCUCAGAGGUGGACAGCUGCUGCAGAAGAGGGCACAGGGGCUGGAGCCGUGGGGUCGUAGAGUCAAAGGCUGGACAGGACUGUCUGACACCCCCCUCUCCCCCCCCCCCCCGCCUGGCACAGGCCAGAGAGCUGUCCCUGUUACCCCCAUAUCGAACCCAGAGACCUGCGGCCAAAGCACCUCUGUGACAAUGCGGUUCUGGCGGAACCCAACUGAGAGUGCCAACUCAGGACAAAUUGCUCAAACAAGGCAGUUACAGCCCAAGGCCGGGGUUUUUCCAAAUCACAGCCUGGCGCUGGGCGUGUGGAAUUGCUUAUCGACGGUGUCACGGACCAUGGCUGAAUCCCGGCCCCCGCUCUUCUCAUUGCAGGAUCUCACCUGGGUGUGUGUGCGCCAGGGCUGUCCGCAGCUCAGCUGCCCCCUUGCCGAGCAGUUCACCCCCCAGGGCACCUGCUGCCCCGUCUGCGACGAGUGCGUGAUAGAGACUGGAGGGCGCCGGAUGUCGGACGGUGAGAGCUGGACGGACAGCGAGGGCGACUGCAUCAGCUGCACCUGUAAUCGGGGCCAUGUGGAGUGCCACAUCGCAGAGUGCGAACCCGUGGAGUGCCAGGGCGGCCUGCGGAAGGUGCAGAUGCCCGGCUCCUGCUGCUACAAGUGCCAAGACCCGGACGGCUCCUGCUCCUACCAGGGCCAGCAAUACCAGGCCAGCGAGCACUGGCAGGUGGACACCUGCACCGCCUGCACCUGCGUCUCUGGGGAGGUGCACUGCCGGAGCCAGCGCUGCCCCCCGCCCGCCUGCGCCGCGGAUGAGACGCCCGCGCUAACGCCAGGCAUGUGCUGCCCUCACUGCCUGCCCCGCCCCGCCACCUGCCUGGCCUUCGGCGACCCGCACUACCGCACCUUCGACGGGCGGCUACUGCACUUCCAGGGCACCUGCACCUACGUCCUGGCCCAGGACUGCCAGGGGGGGGACUUCAGCAUCCACGUGACCAAUGACGACAGGGGUCGCCCGGGCGUGGCCUGGACCAAGGAGGUGACAGUGCGAGUCGGGGACGUCGUGGUGCAGCUGCUGCAGGACUGGCUGGUCAGGGUGGACGGCCAGGUGGUGACCCUGCCCUUCCUCAAGGAGCCCCACCUCUACGUCGAGCGCCAAACCAACACCGUCCUGCUCAACACCAACAUCGGGGUGAAGGUCCUGUGGAGCGGGCGCUCGCAACUGGAGGUCAGCGUGCCCGGCACCUACAAGGGGCACACGUGCGGCCUGUGCGGCGACUUCAACGGCCACCCGCAGGACGACGCCCGCCUGCGCUCGGGGCAGCUGGCCCGCGCCGAGGCCGCCUUCGGCAACAGCUGGAGGGUGAGUGGGGCCAGGCAGGGCCGCCCCAGGAGCACCGACGGGCGGGAUGUGGAUCCCUGCAAGGAGGCCGGCUACCGUGCCCGCAAGGAGGCCAACGCCCGCUGCAAGGUGCUGAAGUCGGGGGCCUUCGAGCCCUGCCACCCCCUGGUGCCCCCGGAGCCCUUCUUCGCCGCCUGCGUCUACGACCUGUGCGCCUGCGGGGCCGGCGCCGACCAGUGCCUGUGCGACGCGCUGGAGGCCUACGCCGCCCUGUGCCGCCGGGCCGGGCUGGCUCUGCGCUGGCGCUCGCCCACGCUCUGCGCCGUCGGCUGCCCCCAGGACCGGGGCUACGUGUUUGACGAGUGCGGCCCGCCCUGCCCCAAGACGUGUUACAACAAGGACGCACCGCUGGGGGCCAUCGAGUCGCGCUGCUUCACGCCCUGCGUGCCCGGGUGCCAGUGCCCCGCCGGGCGGGUGGAGCACGAGUCCCACUGCAUCCUGCCUGAGGCCUGUCCCCAGGUCGUCUACGGCAACCUCUGAGCCCCCGGAGCCCCUGCCCCCGGGACGCCCAUGCCAUCCGCCAUGGCCCCGGGCCCGGCCACCCUCCCUCUCUCUGCCCCUGGGACCCCGACACCCUCCGCCAUGGCCCCAGGCCCGGCCACCCUCCCUGCCACAGCCCCCGGGACCCCCACACCCUCCGCCAUGGCCCCAGGCCCGGCCACCCUCCCUGCCACAGCCCCCUGGACCCCCACACCCUUCGCCAUGGCCCCAGGCCCGGUCACCCUCCCUGCCAUAGCCCCCGGGACCCCCACACCCUCCACCAUGGCCCCGGGCCCGGCCACCCACCUUCUCUCUGCCCCUGGGAUCCCGACGCCCUCCG